UAUUUUAAUUAUUGUAAUUAUAAUAUUUUUAGUUGGAAAUAUAAUUUUUGUUUCUAAACGUAAGCAUUUAUUAAUUAUUCUAUUGAGUUUAGAAUUUAUUGUUUUAAGUAUUUUUUUAUUUUUGUUAUUUUAUUUAAUAAUAAUUGAUAUUAAUAUAUAUAUAUUAAUAGUUUUUUUAGUUUUUUCUGUUUGUGAAGGGGCUUUAGGGUUAUCUAUUUUAGUGUCUAUAAUUCGAACUCAUGGUAAUGAUUAUUUUCAAAGAUUUAAUUUAUUAUAAUAUGAUUAAAUUUAUUUUAAUAAUUAUUUUUAUAAUUCCUUUAUGUUUUAAAUUAAGAAUAUUUUGAUUGGUUCAGUCUCUAAUAUUAUUAAUGAUAUUUUUAUUUAUAAAUUUAAGAUUAAGAGUUUUUUAUAAUACAAAUAUUAGAUAUAUAUUUUCUUUAGAUAUUAUAUCUUUUGGUUUAAUUUUAUUAAGAAUUUGAAUUUGUGUUUUAAUAUUGAUGGCUAGAGAAAAUUUAUUACGAGUAGGAUUUUAUGUAAAUUUUUUUUUAUUUAAUUUGUUAUUUUUGUUAUUAAUAUUAUAUAUAUCUUUUUCAAUAAUAAAUUUAUUUAUAUUUUAUAUAUUUUUUGAAGGGAGUUUAAUUCCUACAUUAAUAUUAAUUGUUGGUUGAGGCUAUCAACCUGAACGAAUUCAGGCAGGUUUAUAUUUAUUAUUUUAUACUUUAUUUGCUUCUUUACCUUUAUUGAUAGGAAUUUUUUAUAUUUUUAAUUAUAGUAAUAAUAUUAUAUUUUAUAUAAUAAAAUUUAGAAAUUUUAAUUUUUAUUUAUUAUAUUUUUCUAUGAUUAUAGCUUUUUUAGUAAAAAUACCUAUAUAUUUUGUUCAUUUAUGAUUACCUAAAGCUCAUGUUGAAGCUCCAGUUUCUGGGUCUAUGAUUUUGGCUGGUAUUAUAUUAAAGUUAGGAGGAUAUGGGUUAUUUCGGGUUUUAAUUAUAAUAGAAAAAAUUAGUUUAAAAUUGAAUUUUAUUUGAAUUAUUAUUAGAUUAGUUGGGGGAUUUUAUGUUAGUUUAAAAUGUUUUUGUCAAGUGGAUAUGAAGUCUUUAAUUGCCUAUUCUUCUGUUGCGCACAUAAGAAUUGUUAUUGGGGGAAUUAUAACGAUAAAUUAUUGGGGAUUUAUUGGUUCUUAUAUUUUAAUAAUUGGUCACGGUUUAUGUUCUUCUGGUAUAUUUUGUUUAGCUAAUAUUAAUUUUGAACGUUUAAAUAGUCGUAGAUUAUACAUUAAUAAGGGGAUAAUGAACUUUAUACCUUCUAUAAGAUUAUGAUGAUUUUUAUUAAUAUCUUCUAAUAUGGCGGCUCCACCUACUUUAAAUUUAAUAGGGGAAAUUAGUUUAAUUAAUAGUUUAUUAAGUUGAUCUUGAUUAUCAAUAAUUAUAUUAAUAUUAGUUUCUUUUUUUAGAGCUGGUUAUAGAUUAUAUUUAUUUUCUUACACUCAGCAUGGGAGUUAUUAUAGAGGAAUAUAUAGUUUUUAUGGUGGAGUUUCACGGGAAUAUUUAUUAUUAAUUUUACAUUGAUUACCUUUAAAUUUAAUAAUUUUAAAGGUAGAUUGAUUAAUAAUUUGAUUUUA
This is a messenger RNA of Achroia grisella, 1618 nucleotides long. Its product is annotated as NADH-ubiquinone oxidoreductase chain 4-like. Gene Ontology annotation, molecular function: ubiquinone binding; NADH dehydrogenase (ubiquinone) activity. Lineage: Eukaryota; Metazoa; Arthropoda; Insecta; Lepidoptera; Pyralidae. The transcript has a single exon. Gene Ontology annotation, biological process: electron transport coupled proton transport; ATP synthesis coupled electron transport; aerobic respiration. The record is from RefSeq and is a predicted model, not a curated record.